GUUGUUGCUAAUCAAUACACGCAGUUGCAAAAAAAAAAAUAGAAUGGUUUCAUUUAUCACUUUCACUAAACAAGUUUUCCUUACUCUUACCCUUGCCUUAAUGGUCCAAGGUUUAGCAAUCCCUAUUGGUGAUGCUAAUGAAGGUGGUGUAGUCAAAAGAGGUGAUGGUUACCUUAAAAUUGAUUUCACUAUUGCUAGAGGUUCUGACAGAAACAGUUUGAAUAUUACCUCCAAUAAUGGACCUGGAUUUUUAGUUCGUAAGGGUAAUGUUAAAAGAGGUGAAGAACAAGUUACUUUAAUUAAUGAAAAUACUUACUACGCUACAGAUUUAACCAUUGGUUCCAACAACCAAGCUGUUACCACUCUUUUAGAUACUGGUAGUUCUGAUUUAUGGGUUGUUGCCAAAGGUGCUACUUGUGAAGACCCUGCUGAAGGCCAAAGUUCUACUUACUGUUAUGCUAGUGGAGUUUUUGAUGCCUCUACUUCAUCAACUUAUAAAAAUCUCGGUACUUCUUUCUCCAUUGAAUAUGAAGAUAACACUUCAUCAACUGGUACUUGGGGUACAGAAACUGUCGGUAUUACUUCUGCUGGUGUUUCAGUAACUGGUUUACAAUUUGGUUAUGUUACUAAAACUUCUUCCUCUUUUGGUGUUUUAGGUAUUGCCAAAGAAGGUCAAGAAAGUUCUUAUACUGAAUAUCCAAAUUUACCUCAACAAUUAAAGUCUCAAGGAUAUAUUUCAAAGGCCGCUUAUUCAUUGUACUUAUCUUCUCCAAAUGCCUCUUCAGGAACUCUUCUUUUCGGUGGUAUUGAUGAAGAUAAAUAUACUGGUACUUUAACUACACUUCCAAUUGUAUCUAAUCCAUACUUGGCAAUUAACUUAGAUACUAUUACUGUUGGAAGUACCCUGAUUAGUGCUAGUGCCCAACCAGUCUUAGAUUCAGGUACUACUUACACCUACUUAUCAAGUAGUACUGUUAAAAAGAUUGGUCAAGCUUUAGGUGGUACUGCCAACUCUGGUGUUGGUUAUAUUAUCGACUGUGACCAACCAACUGAUAAAUACAUCACCUAUAAGUUUGAUCAAGGUGCUACUAUUCAAGUUCCUUACUCAGAAUUACCAAUUCCAUUAUACCUUGAAGAUGGUUCUUUAGCUGAUGAAUGUGGUUUAGGUAUUCUCAGUACCUCCUCAACCCCAAUUUUAGGUGACAACUUCUUGAGAAGUGCUUAUGUUGCCUAUGAUCUUGAUGACAAUACUAUUAGUAUUGCUCAAGUUCAAUACACUACUUCUGAAAACAUUGUUCCAUUCAGUUAAAUGCCCAAGUUAGUUCUGUAACUACUUUUUCUUGUUUGUCUGGCACGGAAUCGUUUAAAAGUAAGUUAUAGAAGAUUUUGA
Molecule: messenger RNA, 1390 nt
Organism: Scheffersomyces amazonensis
Lineage: Eukaryota; Fungi; Ascomycota; Pichiomycetes; Serinales; Debaryomycetaceae
Product: pepsin-like aspartic protease
Exons: 1
Coding region: 44-1309 (421 amino acids)
Biological process (GO): proteolysis
Molecular function (GO): aspartic-type endopeptidase activity
Source: RefSeq, a predicted model, not a curated record